This is a messenger RNA of Dicrocoelium dendriticum, 5043 nucleotides long. NCBI's taxonomy places the organism in Eukaryota, Metazoa, Platyhelminthes, Trematoda, Plagiorchiida, Dicrocoeliidae. The record is from the annotation of a GenBank genome assembly.
AUGACAGAUGGAGUGACCGAAGAAUUUGGUCAGAGUACGACUGAAUACCCAGAACACACAGAUGAAUUAUCCGAUGGAGGAUUUGGAGGUUCGACUUCAGAAGACUCGGGUGAAUUUACGGAAGGGUCCACCGAGAAUUGGUUGACGGGUGUGGAUGUGACCACAGAGCAUUUCGACGAUUUCACAGAUGGAGUGACGGAAGAAUUUGGUCAGAGUACGACUGAAUACCCAGAACACACAUAUGAAUUAUCCGAUGGAGGAUUUGGAGGUUCGACUUCAGAAGACUCGGGUGAAUUUACGGAAGGGUCCACCGAGGAUUGGUUGCCGGGUGUGGAUGUGACCACAGAGCGUUUGGACGAUUUCACAGAUGGAGUGACGGAAGAAUUUGGUCAGAGUACGACUGAAUACCCAGAACACACAUAUGAAUUAUCCGAUGGAGGAUUUGGAGGUUCGACUUCAGAAGACUCGGGUGAAUUUACGAAAGGGUCCACCGAGGAUUGGUUGCCGGGUGUGGAUGUGACCACAGAGCAUUUGGACGAUUUCACAGAUGGAGUGACGGAAGAAUUUGGUCAGAGUACGACUGAAUACCCAGAACACACAUAUGAAUUAUCCGAUGGAGGAUUUGGAGGUUCGACUUCAGAAGACUCGGGUGAAUUUACGAAAGGGUCCACCGAGGAUUGGUUGCCGAGUGUGGAUGUGACCACAGAGCAUUUGGACGAUUUCACAGAUGGAGUGACGGAAGAAUUUGGUCAGAGUACGACUGAAUACCCAGAACACACAUAUGAAUUAUCCGAUGGAGGAUUUGGAGGUUCGACUUCAGAAGACUCGGGUGAAUUUACAAAAGGGUCCACCGAGGAUUGGUUGCCGGGUGUGGAUGUGACCACAGAGCAUUUGGACGAUUUCACAGAUGGAGUGACGGAAGAAUUUGGUCAGAGUACGACUGAAUACCCAGAACACACAUAUGAAUUAUCCGAUGGAGGAUUUGGAGGUUCGACUUCAGAAGACUCGGGUGAAUUUACGAAAGGGUCCACCGAGGAUUGGUUGCCGGGUGUGGAUGUGACCACAGAGCAUUUGGACGAUUUCACAGAUGGAGUGACGGAAGAAUUUGGUCAGAGUACGACUGAAUACCCAGAACACACAUAUGAAUUAUCCGAUGGAGGAUUUGGAGGUUCGACUUCAGAAGACUCGGGUGAAUUUACGGAAGGGUCCACCGAGGAUUGGUUGCCGGGUGUGGAUGUGACCACAGAGCAUUUGGACGAUUUCACAGAUGGAGUGACGGAAGAAUUUGGUCAGAGUACGACUGAAUACCCAGAACACACAUAUGAAUUAUCCGAUGGAGGAUUUGGAGGUUCGACUUCAGAAGACUCGGGUGAAUUUACGGAAGGGUCCACCGAGGAUUGGUUGCCGGGUGUGGAUGUGACCACAGAGCAUUUGGACGAUUUCACAGAUGGAGUGACGGAAGCAUUUGGUCAGAGUACGACUGAAUACCCAGAACACACAUAUGAAUUAUCCGAUGGAGGAUUUGGAGGUUCGACUUCAGAAGACUCGGGUGAAUUUACGAAAGGGUCCACCGAGGAUUGGUUGCCGGGUGUGGAUGUGACCACAGAGCAUUUGGACGAUUUCACAGAUGGAGUGACGGAAGAAUUUGGUCAGAGUACGACUGAAUACCCAGAACACACAUAUGAAUUAUCCGAUGGAGGAUUUGGAGGUUCGACUUCAGAAGACUCGGGUGAAUUUUCGAAAGGGUCCACCGAGGAUUGGUUGCCGGGUGUGGAUGUGACCACAGAGCAUUUGGACGAUUUCACAGAUGGAGUGACGGAAGAAUUUGGUCAGAGUACGACUGAAUACCCAGAACACACAUAUGAAUUAUCCGAUGGAGGAUUUGGAGGUUCGACUUCAGAAGACUCGGGUGAAUUUACGGAAGGGUCCACCGAGGAUUGGUUGCCGGGUGUGGAUGUGACCACAGAGCAUUUGGACGAUUUCACAGAUGGAGUGACGGAAGAAUUUGGUCAGAGUACGACUGAAUACCCAGAACACACAGAUGAAUUAUCCGAUGGAGGAUUUGGAGGUUCGACUUCAGAAGACUCGGGUGAAUUUACGGAAGGGUCCACCGAGGAUUGGUUGCCGGGUGUGGAUGUGACCACAGAGCAUUUGGACGAUUUCACAGAUGGAGUGACGGAAGCAUUUGGUCAGAGUACGACUGAAUACCCAGAACACACAUAUGAAUUAUCCGAUGGAGGAUUUGGAGGUUCGACUUCAGAAGACUCGGGUGAAUUUACGAAAGGGUCCACCGAGGAUUGGUUGCCGAGUGUGGAUGUGACCACAGAGCAUUUGGACGAUUUCACAGAUGGAGUGACGGAAGAAUUUGGUCAGAGUACGACUGAAUACCCAGAACACACAUAUGAAUUAUCCGAUGGAGGAUUUGGAGGUUCGACUUCAGAAGACUCGGGUGAAUUUACAAAAGGGUCCACCGAGGAUUGGUUGCCGAGUGUGGAUGUGACCACAGAGCAUUUGGACGAUUUCACAGAUGGAGUGAUGGAAGAAUUUGGUCAGAGUACGACUGAAUACCCAGAACACACAUAUGAAUUAUCCGAUGGAGGAUUUGGAGGUUCGACUUCAGAAGACUCGGGUGAAUUUACGAAAGGGUCCACCGAGGAUUGGUUGCCGGGUGUGGAUGUGACCACAGAGCAUUUGGACGAUUUCACAAAUGGAGUGACCGAAGAAUUUGGUCAGAGUACGACGGAAUACCCAGAACACACAUAUGAAUUAUCCGAUGGAGGAUUUGGAGGUUCGACUUCAGAAGACUCGGGUGAAUUUACGGAAGGGUCCACCGAGAAUUGGUUGACGGGUGUGGAUGUGACCACAGAGCAUUUGGACGAUUUCACAGAUGGAGUGACGGAAGAAUUUGGUCAGAGUACGACUGAAUACCCAGAACACACAUAUGAAUUAUCCGAUGGAGGAUUUGGAGGUUCGACUUCAGAAGACUCGGGUGAAUUUACGGAAGGGUCCACCGAGGAUUGGUUGCCGAGUGUGGAUGUGACCACAGAGCAUUUGGACGAUUUCACAGAUGGAGUGACGGAAGAAUUUGGUCAGAGUACGACUGAAUACCCAGAACACACAUAUGAAUUAUCCGAUGGAGGAUUUGGAGGUUCGACUUCAGAAGACUCGGGUGAAUUUACGAAAGGGUCCACCGAGGAUUGGUUGCCGAGUGUGGAUGUGACCACAGAGCAUUUGGACGAUUUCACAGAUGGAGUGACGGAAGAAUUUGGUCAGAGUACGACGGAAUACCCAGAACACACAUAUGAAUUCUCCGAUGGAGGAGUUGGAGGUGCGACUUCAGAAGACUCGGGUGAAUUUACGGAAGGAACCACCGAAGACUGGUUCUCAGGAGAGGAGGUGACUACAGAUGAUUACGGUGAAUUCACACAUGGAGUUACCGAAGAAUUUGGUCAGAGUACGACGGAAUACCCAGAACACACAAAUGAAUUCUCCAAUGGAGUAGUUGGAGGUGAGACCACGGAUGCAUCGGGUGAAUCCACGCAAGAAACAACCGAAGACUGGUUCUCAGGAGAGGAGGUGACUACAGAUGAUUACGGUGACUUCACACAUGGAGUUACCGAAGAAUUUGGUCAGAGUACGACGGAAUACCCAGAACACACAAAUGAAUUCUCCAAUGGAGUAGUUGGAGGUGAGACCACGGAUGCAUCGGGUGAAUCCACGCAAGAAACAACCGAAGACUGGUUCUCAGGAGAGGAGGUGACUACAGAUGAUUACGGUGACUUCACCCAUGGAGUUACCGAAGAAUUUGGUCAGAGUACGACGGAAUACCCAGAACACACAAAUGAAUUCUCCAAUGGAGUAGUUGGAGGUGAGACCACGGAUGCAUCGGGUGAAUCCACGCAAGAAACAACCGAAGACUGGUUCUCAGGAGAGGAGGUGACUACAGAUGAUUACGGUGAAUUCACACAUGGAGUUACCGAAGAAUUUGGUCAGAGUACGACGGAAUACCCAGAACACACAAAUGAAUUCUCCAAUGGAGUAGUUGGAGGUGAGACCACGGAUGCAUCGGGUGAAUCCACGCAAGAAACAACCGAAGACUGGUUCUCAGGAGAGGAGGUGACUACAGAUGAUUACGGUGACUUCACACAUGGAGUUACCGAAGAAUUUGGUCAGAGUACGACGGAAUACCCAGAACACACAAAUGAAUUCUCCAAUGGAGUAGUUGGAGGUGAGACCACGGAUGCAUCGGGUGAAUCCACGCAAGAAACAACCGAAGACUGGUUCUCAGGAGAGGAGGUGACUACAGAUGAUUACGGUGAAUUCACCCAUGGAGUUACCGAAGAAUUUGGUCAGAGUACGACGGAAUACCCAGAACACACAAAUGAAUUCUCCAAUGGAGUAGUUGGAGGUGAUACCACUUAUGAUUCGGGUGAUUUUGCGGAAGGUUCAAAGGAGGAUGUGUUCCCGGGUUUGAAGUUGACCACAAAGGUUUACGAAUAUUUCACAGAAGGAUUUACACAUGAUGUUGGUCAGCGUGCAACUGACUAUUCAGAAGCAACGGAUACUGACUCUGAUAAAGUAGUUGUUGGUGAGACGGAGGGAACGACCGAAAACUGGCUGACAGUAGAGGAGGUGACUACAGAGGCUUUCGUUGACUUCACAAAUGUAGUGCCUGACAAAUUUGAUCAGAAUACGACGGUUUACGGAGAACACACAAAUGAAUUAUCCGAUGGAGGAUUUGGGGGUGAGUCUACGGAUGAAUCGGGUGAAUCCACGCAAGAAACAACCGAGGACUGGUUCUCAGGAGAGGAGGUGACUACGGACGCUUUCGACGAUUUCACAGUUGGCGUGACCGACGAGGUCGAUGUGAAUACGACGGAGUACCCUGAACGUACUGAUGAUUUCACUGAUGAUUUGAGCGUAACUGAGAGUGAUAAUAUUUCUGGAAUUUACACCAAUUUAACAACCGUGGGAAUGGCCACGGAACCUUUUAUCUCUGUUGGCGACCUUGAUCAGUUGUUGCCACUUAAUGUCGGAGUAUAA